This is a messenger RNA of Lottia gigantea (owl limpet), 741 nucleotides long. RefSeq lists its product as hypothetical. The record is from RefSeq and is a predicted model, not a curated record. The transcript has 2 exons. Lineage: Eukaryota; Metazoa; Mollusca; Gastropoda; Lottiidae. Bases 1 to 741 code for a protein of 246 amino acids.
AUGGCAAAUAAUAUAUUAGAUCCAAUCUUUAAAUUAUACGAUCCGAUUCGUUAUUCAUUUAACAAGAAAAAAGAGGAUUAUAUUAUCAUCUCACCCACUGUUGGUUCUAAAUCCCAGUUGAAUGAUGGUGGUAGAAUUACCUUCGAAAUAAAUUCAUUAUCGAAUUGGUUGCUUCUUUCCGAUGCUUAUUUCGGAUGUGAUUUCAAAAUUAAAGAUGGAACUCCCAAUGAAAAUCGUGUACCACAAACAAAUACAACGUUAGAAAACAAUUUCUUUCCAUCUUUAUUUAGCGAGAUGGUUUUGGAAGCUGGUUCAAAUCCGAUAGAAACAAUUAAACACCCUGGGAAAUUCGACACAAUGUUGAAAACAGUUUUAUAUAGAUUUCGAUUCAGUCUCAGGUUGGAUACCCGAUGUUGGCGAUGGAAGUGUUUUAAAAGAACCGGGGUGGUUUGCUGGUCCAAAAACGCACAGAAGGAAGAAAGGUUGGCGGAUCCAGGAUCACGUGGUGAAGAUUCAGAUGGUGUGGAAGGGGAAGACGAGUCUGACAGUGGAAAGAGAAGGGGAGUGCCCUCUCUACGAGAGCCUAUACCUAUGUCUGCUGGACAAGGAGUAGAUGAACUUCGGGCUCGUUUAGGGGUUUGGUUCGGCAGCGUGGUGGCUCUAGAUGGUGCAGGUGUAGUGUCCAUUUCAGUUGGUAGAGAUAUGGUUACUCUGGUUUUUGUUUCGUUGAUUGUUUGGUAG